Molecule: messenger RNA, 644 nt
Organism: Stylophora pistillata
Lineage: Eukaryota; Metazoa; Cnidaria; Anthozoa; Scleractinia; Pocilloporidae
Product: diphosphoinositol polyphosphate phosphohydrolase 2-like
Source: RefSeq, a predicted model, not a curated record
AGCAUGCAAUCAAAAUGAAGGAGCGAGUUGGAUCAGCGAACAAGCUUCGGAAUUACGAUACGGACGGUUACAUACAGCGGGCCGGCUGCAUAUGCUUCAGAACAGAUCAUGCAAAGGAAAUUCUGUUGGUAACAAGUAACAGAUAUCCAGACAAGUGGAUAGUGCCAGCGGGAGGAGUAGAAACUGGUGAAAGAUUCCAAGAUGCAGCUGUUCGAGAGGUUUUUGAAGAAGCUGGAGUACGUGGAAAUAUUGUGCAAUGUCUUGGAGUGUUUCAGAACGAAACCAGCAAGACAAGAACUAUGCUUUAUGUUCUGCAUGUCACAGAAGAGUGUGAUUACUGGGAUGACGCCGCAAAAGGGCGAAGGAGAGGUUGGUUCUCGAUACGCAAGGCCUGGGAACUACUCUCUCACAGACCCUGUCAACAGUUGUACCUGCGUGAUGUUAUGAACAUCGAUGAACAGAGUCAGUGGCUUUAUGACUCACCCAUCACCCAUCCGAUUUACUACGCCACUCGUAAUUAACGAAUCGCAAAACAACCAACCAAACGCUGAAAUUUCGUUGUAACAUGAAAGACCCAAGAAAAUGCUCUCAAGGCAAUGAUCAUUAUAUGCGUGACAGAACUUUUUUGGAAUCAAUCAGAGAUC